AUUGUCUCAGCGGUUUAUGAGGAGAUGUCAUUUAACGAAAAUGUUUACGGACGGACGGACGCCGGACGAAAAGCGAUCACAAAAGCUCACCCUGUCACUUUGUGACAGGUGAGCUAAAAAGUAAAAAAGGAAAGCAGGUUAGGAGAAUACUUUCAGUAUUUCAACUGUACGACGUGUGAGCUAUUUUUACCUGAUUUGGUUUUCCACUUUUGGUUAAGAAAAAAGUAAUUUCCAAUAUUGAGGAAUCAAGAUUCUCUUUUAAAAAGAGCACAGGUCUUUGUAAAACUUGAACUGAAUUGUUUAAAUCGGAACUGACUUUUACAGUGGAAUUUCUUUUUUUUUUUUCAAGAAAUUAAAAUGACAGAUAAUGCAACAGGGAUUGAUACAAGGCCAAGUCGAGAUAACCCUGUAGAUGCAGACACCAUUACGAUUCAUUGUGAUGAAGAAAUCACUCCCCGGUUAGUAAUAGCAAUCGAUAUUGGGACAUAUGGUUGUCUUUAUGCCUUGCAAUGGAGAUCCGACUAUGAAAAUGCAAACUGCCUCGAAAGCAUCAAGUUUCCAACAACUUGGUCAUCAAGCGGAUUUUUCCCACGAAAGACGCCGUGUUGUAUACUUCUUAAACCUGACAAAAGCAUUGCCGAGUUUGGGUACAAAGCUGCUUUUCAGUUCAGGAAAAACGAGUCGCUUCCUGAGAGAAAGAGACCAAAAGACUGGAAGGACUGGUAUUUCUUUCGUUUUGUUAAGAUGCGACUCUACAAUGGGGAGGAACUUACAGUAGAUACUCCAAUGGAAGCUGCAAAUGAUAAACAUUUACCAGCAGUUGAGGUACUGGCAAAAACAAUAGAGUAUCUGAAGGAUGAAGCAAUAAAUAAACUACGAGAAGACGGUUAUGUAUAUCAAGAAGAAGUAACCAAAUGGGUUAUACCUGUUCCUGCUAUAUGGAAUGACUCGGCUAAACACGUGAUGCAGGAGGCGGCAGAAAAAGCUGGAAUAAAUGGGAAAAACUUGUCAAUAGCUUUUGAGUCUGAAUGUGCUGCUUUAUACUGCACGAAAGUUCCUCUUGAGAAAAUGGAAUUCGCCACUGGCAAUAAUAAAAGGACAAAUAUUGCUGCUCCUGGUCAAACACUGAUGAUUGUACACAUGAGACGUGACACUGUUGAUAUAACAACGGUUAGAAUAAAUGAAGACAAGACAAGUCAACAGGUUUACAAAUCAUCCGGAUGUCCUUGGGGUUGUUCAAAGGUCAAUGAAAAAUUUGAAAUGUUUCUGGUAGAAUUGAUAGGAGCAGAAACAGUCAGAACAUUCGUUGAAAAGCAUGUAUUUGACUACCAAGACUUGCAAAUGGAUUUUGAAAGCAGAAAAAGAGAGAUGAAAUGGUCAGAUGAUCAAAUACCAAUCAAACUCCCAGAUCCACUCCGACAGUUAUGGGAACGUGCAGAAGGCAAAGAUGUCGAUGAAAUUCUUGAAGAAAAGGCAUGUUUAGGAAAAAUUGAAUUUAUGACAGGGCGGUUAUUCUUGGAAGCUAAAAUAAUCCAAAGGUUUGUCCAAAGCACCAUCGAUGGCUUACUGAAAUACAUGAAUGAAGAGGUUUUUGCAGAUAUGUCCAAUCUUUCAGUAAACUCAAUUAUCUUGGUUGGUGGAUUUGCUGAAUCAAGUUAUGUAAUGCAAUAUGUGAAAGAUAAUCUCCGAUCUCGUAAUAUUCCUGUUAUGAGGCCACAUUUACCAGACCUAGCCGUAUUGAUUGGUGCUGUUCUUUUCGGUCAGAAUGAAAAGAUUGUAACGCCAAUGGUUUUGAGGCAUUCUUAUGGAAUUGCAAUGACAAUGGAAUUUGUUCCAAACAAACACAAGGAGGACUAGAAAUAUGAAUUAGAUAAUAUGAUAAUGGCAAACAAUGUAUUCAGCAUGUUAUUAUCGGGAAACCCGUUCCAAUAAAUGAAUGGAUUUCUUCAAAGGAAUAUUAUCCACAAAAUAAUAGGGACAGAAAAACUUUUUUUUUUCAUUUUCAUAUCUGAUUCCGUAGAUCCUGUUCAUACAACAGAAAAGGGUUGUAAAUAUAUAGGCAAGGUUGGUGUAGAUUUCGGAUAUAACAGUGAUUCUACUAUGAGGAAGACAGUGAAAGUGGAGUUCAAAUUUGGGGCGAAAGAGCUCAAAGUUUGAGCCGUUACUUGACUUGACUUAUUAUAAUGUUAUUAUUAUUUUAGUUAACAUAGAACAUUGAACAUAGAGACGGUCUUUUUAACUGAAGAGCUUUAAAAUUGAAAAGAGUUAGCAUAUUAUUGUUGUACGUGAAUGUUUGUGGUAUCUUUGGUACCUUCUAUUCGACCUUCUCUUAGUUCGUGUAUUUCUACUUGUAUACUAUUAUUCAACCUGAAGACAUGGUGAAUUUUUUCCUAAAUUUGUCUUUUGACGUCUAGUCUGUGAUAUGCAAGCUUAAUAAGCUUUGAUUCCCAAUCAAAAUUCAAGUUGAUUUAAUUCGCCCAUUAAUUGCUCGUUUAGGGAUAUUCGUUAACUUAGGGACCAUACGCCACUUGCCAUGGAAUGUCACGUCCGUGUCACAUUGAAGGUUCUAUGAUAACCGCCGUAUGAACACAUCUGCGGAUGUUUCUAAAUUCAAAGUUUCACCAUUUUCAUGUUUAAAUGUUGAAUUCUGCUUUAGUCGAUGGCAGGGAUACAUUGCACUUUCCAGCGGCUCAACCAAACAAAGCCUGCUGUAGUCUUCAAUUGUGUCAGUUCUUUUCUCUCUAUUGUUAUAUAACAAAAGUUUGCAUACUUCUUCCAUCUGUCAAACUGACAUAAUUAUAUAAUACAUACAAUUUAUAAACAGCCAUUGAAAAUAAUUUAUAUGAUUAAUUGAAUGUUGUGUUGCAUUUUAUUGUUUCUAUUCAAAAUGAACGUUAUAAGUCGAUUCUAAUAAUAUAAGAAGUGUAUAUGCGAACCUAAAUGUAUAGAUUCUUACACUGCCAUACUUUGUCGAAAUUGGACUAGAUCUAUCAAACACAAUGUAUUUGUUAACUUUAGAGCUAAUUUCAAUAAUAUUAUUAAUUGCUUUGUAAUGGAAAGAGCAUCGAGACACCCCUCACAGUAUAAAUCAAAUUGCCGAGUGUUUGUGAUGCAGAUACUUAAAAAAUACAUUCACUUCCAGUUAAUGCACUGUGCAUGUGUGUAAAUUACCAAAGGUGACAGUGUGAAACUGAGACAGAUAUCUAUUCGGUAUAUAUAUCUAACGAUGAGCAUGAAGUAGGUGUUUCAUGUUUACUGUAUUAUAAAUCAUAAUUUAAUUUUGAUCAAUAUGUGAUUUUUUUCUUCGUUUUUUAUGUGUUGUUCUCGACGGUUCUUGUCAUCAGCACAUACCAUUAGAAAAAAAAAUCAUUGAAACUGUGUUCAGCAGACCGAAGAAAAACAAACUGAUUAGAAUUCCUGUAUAUGACAUUUUAUAAUACUGCACGUUUGUAACACCGCUUUUCAUUGGAUCAUCGUGACGUUUAUAUUAUUAAUUAUAAAGAUUGUUGACAGGUUAUAUGGCCCUAUAUAAACGGCUAAUUGAAAAAAUAACCAGAGCCGCUAGGCGAGGGUUAUAUUGCAAACAGCCGUUUAUAUAGGGCCAUAUAACCGGAUAUAACGAAUUUAUAAUACAGCAAGCAUAAUUCUUUAGGGAAACAGUAAGAUCUCUUCAUGAAU
This is a messenger RNA of Ruditapes philippinarum (Manila clam), 3678 nucleotides long. Its product is annotated as heat shock 70 kDa protein 12B-like. Lineage: Eukaryota; Metazoa; Mollusca; Bivalvia; Venerida; Veneridae. Gene Ontology annotation, molecular function: ATP-dependent protein folding chaperone; ATP binding. The coding region runs from base 358 to 1857 and encodes 499 amino acids. The record is from RefSeq and is a predicted model, not a curated record. The transcript has 6 exons.